Messenger RNA from Puccinia graminis f. sp. tritici CRL 75-36-700-3, 603 nucleotides. RefSeq lists its product as uncharacterized. The record is from RefSeq and is a predicted model, not a curated record. Bases 1 to 603 code for a protein of 200 amino acids. NCBI's taxonomy places the organism in Eukaryota, Fungi, Basidiomycota, Pucciniomycetes, Pucciniales, Pucciniaceae. The transcript is spliced from 2 exons.
AUGUCUGAUUCAUCCGAGCGUUAUGCCUUUCGUCGAUCCCCACGAUUAAGGUCAGCCCAACUCUCCGCAGACUCCGAAGACCGCUCAAGUCAAAUAUCAACAUCACAGAGGGCCGAAAAUGACGUGCAAGACGAAGAAUCUGAAAAUGACGUGCAAGACGAAGAAUCUCAAAAUCCCUCUGAUGAUGAUUCAGGCACUCCAUCGACUGUUUGCCCAGUUGAUUCCCCCAUCAACGCGGUGCCCUCUCGAGAAGCCUCGGAAGACACGCAUGCUUCUGAACAGCCGACUGAAGAAGGUCCUGAUUCGCCCUUGGAACCUUCACCGAACCGUAGGACCUUUGACAGCUUCAGCAUUUCACCCGGACGAUCCGGUCUUCGGUGCCGGCAGGCGACUUUGAAGAAAAUCACACCUCUCGAUCAUCCCAGUCGUCUUCAAGGCCGGCAGAUCAAGAGUCUGACCAAGACUAUGAUCAAGAGUCGGAUACAAUCCAACGGUCUUUGGUUCCGGCUGGCGACUUCGAAGAAUACCCCGACACCCGAUCAUCCCAGGGGUCUUCCAGGCCAGCAGAUGAAGAGUCUCCAGCUUCUCAACGCUCUCCCGUAA